AUGACACGAAAUACUUUCGCAGCGCCCCAAAUGGAUCUCGGAGAGUAUUUGUUUCAAAGGCUCGCUCAACUAGGCCUUGGUUCUAUCCAUGGUGUUCCUGGAGACUAUAACCUUACUCUCCUGGAUUACCUCGAGCCUGCAGGUCUUCACUGGGUUGGAAAUGCCAAUGAGUUGUGUGCUGGCUACGCUGCAGAUGGGUACGCCCGAAUCAAAGGCAUUGGCGCUCUGGUCACUUCCUUUGGUGUUGGAGAGCUUUCGGCCAUCAACGCCAUUGGCGCAUCAUAUGCCGAGAAAGCCCCGGUGGUACAUAUUGUUGGCACACCACCGCGGGCUGCUCAGGAAUCAGGCGCCUGUUUGCAUCAUAGUCUGGGCGAUGGCAACUUCCGGGUGUUUGCCGAUAUGUAUAAAAGCGUCACAUGUGCGCAAGCAAAUCUUUGGGAUGCCUCAACUGCUCCUCAGUUGAUUGAUGACACGUUGAAGGAAUCACUGCUACAAAGUCGCCCGGUAUAUAUCGAAAUACCCACCGACCUGGUCCGGGCCAAAGUGCCAGCGCCGCAUAUGCCCAUUGGUCUUUCAUCCCCUGAUUACGACGAAGCUUUCGAAGACAAAACCGUCGACUCUCUUGUUUCUCGUAUCAAAAGCUGCAAGCAGCCUUUAAUCCUUGUCGACGGAUUCACCGCCCGGUUUGGUGUCAGAGAUGAUAUCAACGCACUGGUCAAGCUUACGGGCUUCCCUACCCUCACGACCCCAUUCGGCAAGAGCAUCAUUGACGAAAAUGUGCCCAACUUCCAUGGAGUCUAUCUUGGUUCGGCCGGUGGUGAAGCCUACCAGUCAUACGUUCAAGGGUGUGAUCUGGUUCUCCACUUUGGAGUGCUUGGAUCUGAAAUCAACACAUUCGGGUUCUCUGCUCUGCCACCGCCUGCAGCCACGGUGACAUUCGACAAAUACUCAGUAUCGCUAAACACAACGGAAAGUGUGCCUGUCAAGGCCCGCCUCCUCUCUAUCGAUACCACACUCUCGAAAUUGUUGCGUCGCCUAAACGGCCUUGAAAUUCCUAUCCCACAGCCGUAUCCCGAAGACCCUUUUCUCCCGCAUGAGAUACUGAACACUCUUCCCGAGCCGGUUGAUACUGCCUCGAUAGACCAGUAUUCACUUUGGCUUCGCAUGUCUCGGUUCCUCCAACCCGGAGACAUUGUGAUGACUGAGACUGGUACUGCAUCCUACGGCGGCCAAAGUCUCGCUCUUCCAGAUGGAACGACAUUGAUCAACUCUUCAAUUUGGCUAUCCAUCGGGUACAUGCUCGGUGCCUGCCAAGGAGCUACUUUAGCCCAAAGAGAAAUGGCCAAGGACGGCACACGGUCCCCAGGCCGGACUAUCUUGUUUGAAGGCGACGGAAGUCUUCAGAUGACCGCUCAGGCAAUCAGCGACAUUAUCAGGAACAAGCUUGAUGUAACAAUAUUUGUGUUGAACAACAAUGGCUACACAAUUGAACGAAUCAUCCACGGUUUCUCAGAAGCCUACAAUGAUGUUCAACCGUGGAGAAAUCUCCAAGCACCAAGCUAUUUUGGGGCUGUGAGUGGUGAUGCCUCAUACCCUGUGCGAACCGAAUCUGCUCAGAACUGGGGUGAGCUGCAUACUAUUCUACAGCGACCUGAGAUUCAAGAAGGCAAGGGGCUUAAUAUGAUCGAAAUUGCGAUGAGCAUGGAAGAUGCACCAGAAUCACUUUGCAAAUUUGUUGAGUACCUGAAGAAAAGAAACAGUGGACAGCUGUAG
Penicillium concentricum is the source of this 1773-nucleotide messenger RNA. RefSeq names its product alpha-keto acid decarboxylase family protein. The record is from RefSeq and is a predicted model, not a curated record. The coding region runs from base 1 to 1773 and encodes 590 amino acids. Gene Ontology annotation, molecular function: magnesium ion binding; thiamine pyrophosphate binding; carboxy-lyase activity. NCBI's taxonomy places the organism in Eukaryota, Fungi, Ascomycota, Eurotiomycetes, Eurotiales, Aspergillaceae. The transcript has a single exon.